UCGCUCCCUCUCCUUCCUCCUCCGCCUCCUCAGCUCUAGGGCUAGAAUAUCUAUGGGUCGAAACGUGAUGCGAUGAAUCCGAGAGAGACCGAAACUGGGACGAGGAGUGCGGCGGAAACGGCGGGACUCCAGGGCAUGGGGGCUUCACCACAAUAGAGGCAGCGCCCUCACCCGCCGCCGCUAGCCCCUCCGAAUCGAAGCCCCCUCGUGAAAAGGAUGGCGGCGGCACCUACCCAGAUAGAAGCCGAACUGUAUUACCUGAUCGCUAGAUUCUUGCAGUCCGGACCCUGCAACAAAUCCGCUCAGGUGCUAGUACAGGAGCUCGAGGAGCAUCAGCUGAUUCCGCGCCGCUUAGACUGGGAGGGGAAGGAGCAUCGAAGAAGCUUCGAGGAUCUGGUGGCAGCCAAUGCACACAUUCCUCCAGACUACCUCCUUAAAAUUUGUGAGCGGAUUGGUCCCAUACUAGAUAAGGAGAUCCCUCAGAGUGUUCCUGGGGUACAGACAUUGCUUGGUGUUGGUCGGCAGUCUCUGUUACGGGAUGCCAAAGACUGUAAGAGUACACUAUGGAAUGGGUCCGCUUUUGCAGCUCUCCAUAGAGGCAGACCUCCAGAACUACCUGUAAAUUAUGUGAAACCUCCAAAUGUGGUGAAUAUCACCUCUGCCAGGCAAUUAACAGGAUGCAGUCGCUUCAGCCAUAUUUUCCCUUCAUCUGCUUACCAGCACAUUAAGAUGCAUAAGAGAAUUCUGGGGCACUUGUCAUCUGUCUACUGUGUAGCAUUUGACCGAAGUGGGAGAAGAAUUUUUACAGGUUCAGAUGACUGUUUGGUGAAAAUUUGGGCAACGGAUGACGGACGCCUCCUUGCUACACUUCGAGGGCACUCUGCUGAAAUAUCUGACAUGGCUGUAAACUAUGAAAACACUCUUAUUGCUGCAGGCAGCUGUGAUAAGGUUGUAAGAGUGUGGUGUCUUCGAACUUGUGCACCAGUAGCAGUCCUUCAGGGACAUUCAGCUUCUAUUACUUCCAUUCAGUUUUGUCCAUCAACUAAAGGCACAACCAGAUACCUCACUUCUACCGGUGCUGAUGGAACAAUCUGUUUCUGGCAAUGGCAUGUAAAAACAAUGAAAUUUAGAGAUCGCCCAGUUAAAUUUACUGAGAGAUCCAGACCUGGAGUUCAGAUAUCUUGUUCAUCUUUUAGUUCUGGUGGUAUGUUCAUUACAACAGGCAGUACUGACCAUGUGAUCAGAAUAUAUUAUUUGGGUUCUGAGAUUCCUGAGAAAAUUGCUGAGUUAGAGUCACAUACGGACAAAGUUGUUGCUGUUCAAUUCUGUAACAAUGGAGACAGUUUAAGAUUUGUUAGUGGAAGCAGAGAUGGAACAGCAAGAAUUUGGCAAUAUCAGCAACAAGAAUGGAAGAGUAUAGUGCUAGAUAUGGCUACUAAAAUGACUGGGAAUAACUUGCCUUCUGGGGAAGACAAGGUCACUAAACUUAAGGUGACUAUGGUAGCCUGGGAUCGCUAUGACACCACAAUUAUUACUGCAGUGAACAAUUUCCUUUUGAAAGUAUGGAAUUCAGUCACUGGGCAACUUCUUCAUACAUUAUCCGGACAUGAUGAUGAAGUAUUUGUUUUGGAAGCACAUCCAUUUGAUCAAAGGAUCAUACUUUCAGCGGGCCAUGAUGGGAACAUUUUCAUUUGGGACCUUGACCGGGGGACCAAAAUUCGGAAUUAUUUUAACAUGAUUGAAGGCCAAGGCCAUGGUGCAGUGUUUGAUUGUAAAUUUUCACCAGAUGGAAACCAUUUUGCCUGCACAGAUUCUCAUGGGCAUUUGCUGCUUUUUGGUUUUGGAUGCAGUAAAUACUAUGAAAAGAUUCCAGAUCAGAUGUUCUUCCACACGGAUUAUCGACCUCUUAUCCGUGAUGCCAACAACUAUGUAUUAGAUGAACAAACCCAGCAAGCUCCUCACCUCAUGCCUCCCCCAUUCUUGGUGGAUGUUGAUGGAAAUCCUCAUCCUACAAAAUUCCAAAGGCUGGUACCAGGACGGGAAAAUUGUAAAGAUGAACAACUUAUACCACAGCUGGGAUAUGUGGCUAAUGGUGAUGGUGAGGUGGUAGAACAGGUAAUUGGGCAACAAACCAAUGACCAAGAUGAGAGCAUUCUUGAUGGAAUAAUCAGGGAGCUACAGAGAGAACAAGAUCUGAGACUAAUUAACGAAGGAGAUGUUCCACAUUUUCCAGUUAAUAGAUCAUAUCCUGCUAAUGGUGCUCUGAGAAGUCCAAAUAUGGACAUAUCUUCUCCAAAUAUUGGGCUCCGACGUAAUGGUCAAAUUGAAGGUGUCCGACAAAUGCAUAACAAUGCUCUUCGUAGCCAGAUGGCCACUGAACGAGAUCUCAUGGCAUGGAGCAGAAGAGUGGUGGUAAAUGAACUAAAUCAUGGGGUUAGUAGGGUUCAGGAAGAAUGUAGAACUGCGAAAGGUGACAUAGAAAUCAGUCUCUAUACAGUUGAAAAGAAGAAAAAACCAUCUUAUGCUACCCAAAGGAAUGACUAUCAGCCUAGCUGUGGAAGGUCUCUACGAAGAACACAACGUAAGCGUCAGCAUACUUACCAAACACGGUCCAACAUUGAGCAUAAUUCGCAAGCGCUGUGUCAAAGUUCAGGUGUACAGGAAGAUUCAGACAGCUCCUCAGAGGAGGAUGAAACAGUUGGCACAAGUGAUGCUUCUGUAGAGGAUCCUGUCAUUGAAUGGCAAAGUGAAAGUUCUUCCAGUGAUUCAUCAAGUGAAUAUUCUGACUGGAUAGCAGAUGCUGGAAUAAAUUUGCAACCUCCAAAAAGACAAACUAGACAGGCAACACGGAAAAUAUGCAGCAGCUCUGAAGAGGAGAAUUUGAAGUCACUAGAAGAGAGGCAAAAGAAACCUAAACAGACUAGAAAGAAGAAAGGAGGGCUGGUUUCUAUGGCAGGGGAACCCAAUGAAGAAUGGUUUGCCCCUCAGUGGAUCUUGGAUACUAUUCCACGAAGAUCUCCAUUUGUCCCACAAAUGGGAGAUGAGCUUAUCUAUUUUAGGCAAGGCCAUGAAGCUUAUGUGCGAGCUGUAAGGAAAUCAAAAAUAUACAGCGUUAAUUUACAAAAACAACCAUGGAAUAAAAUGGAUCUCAGGGAACAAGAGUUUGUUAAGAUUGUAGGAAUCAAAUAUGAGGUUGGACCACCUACACUAUGCUGCUUGAAGCUUGCAUUUCUGGACCCCAUUUCAGGCAAAAUGACUGGAGAAUCUUUUUCCAUUAAGUAUCAUGAUAUGCCAGAUGUCAUUGACUUCCUUGUGCUACAUCAGUUUUAUAAUGAAGCCAAAGAAAGGAACUGGCAGAUCGGUGAUAGAUUCCGCAGUAUAAUAGAUGAUGCCUGGUGGUUUGGGACUGUGGAGAGUCAGCAGCCUUUUCAACCAGAGUAUCCUGAUAGUUCUUUCCAGUGUUACAGUGUUCACUGGGACAAUAAUGAAAGAGAAAAGAUGAGCCCCUGGGAUAUGGAGCCAAUUCCAGAAGGAACUGCCUUUCCAGAUGAAGUUGGUGCUGGUGUUCCUGUGUCCCAGGAGGAACUGACUGCUUUGCUAUACAAACCCCAGGAAGGAGAGUGGGGAGCUCAUUCCAGAGAUGAGGAAUGUGAACGGGUUAUUCAAGGCAUCAACCACCUUCUUUCCCUCGAUUUUGCCAGCCCUUUUGCUGUUCCAGUGGAUCUCAGUGCCUAUCCCUUGUAUUGUACUGUAGUUGCAUAUCCAACUGACCUCAAUACCAUCAGGCGGAGACUUGAAAAUCGCUUUUACAGGAGAAUAUCAGCAUUAAUGUGGGAGGUUCGCUACAUUGAACAUAAUGCCAGGACUUUCAAUGAGCCAGACAGUCCUAUAGUAAAAGCAGCCAAAAUUGUAACUGAUGUCUUACUUCGAUUUAUUGGGGACCAGAGCUGUACUGAUAUACUGGAUACUUAUAACAAAAUUAAAGCAGAAGAACUAAACAGUACUGAUGCAGAGGAGGAUACAGAAAUGGUUGAUUUAGAUUCAGAUGGCCCUGGUACUUCAUCUGGCAGAAGGGUCAAAUGUCGAGGCAGAAAACAGUCCUUAAAGUGUAAUCCUGAUGCUUGGAGAAAACAGUGCAAAGAACUGUUGAGUCUCAUUUAUGAACGUGAAGACUCAGAGCCAUUUCGACAGCCAGCUGAUCAUCUUUCUUACGCAGGCCAUCAAGAGCAAGAGGGAGAACCCUCGGGGUCAAUUGUUUUGGAAAGACAACAAGAUCCAUCUCUUUCGGAGGAUUAUCAAGGUGUUAUAGACACUCCUAUGGACUUCAGCACUGUGAAAGAAACUCUGGAAGCAGGAAACUAUGGUAGUCCUCUGGAAUUUUAUAAAGAUGUUCGCCAAAUAUUCAGCAACUCCAAAACUUAUACCUCCAAUAAAAAAUCAAGGAUCUAUAGCAUGACACUGAGGUUAUCUGCCUUAUUUGAAAGUCAUAUUAAAAAUAUCAUCUCUGAAUAUAAGUCAGCAAUCCAGAGUCAGAAGAGGAGAAGGCCACGGUACAGAAAACGUCUGAGAAGCAGCAGCAGUUCAUUAUCAAGUAGCAGAGCUCCUAGUCCAAAAGGGAAACAGAAACAAAUGAAGUUGCAGCCUAAAAAUGACCAGAAUACCUCAGUGUCUUAUGCAAGGACCAGCUCUCCCUUCUCGUCUCCUGUUUCAGAUGCUGCUGAAGGGCUUUCACUAUAUUUACUUGAUGAUGAGGUGGAUGGACCAUUUUCUUCAUCAAGCUUCAGUGGAUAUAGCCGAAGUGGAAAUAGCCAUGACCCAGGGAAAGCCAAAUCAUUUCGGAAUCGAGUUUUGCCAAUUAAACAAGAUCACUCCCUUGAUGGACCCGUUACAAAUGGUGAUGGCAGAGAGCCCCGGACAGGAAUCAAGAGAAAACUGCUUAGUGCAUCGGAAGAAGAUGAAAGCAUGGGAAGAGAAGACAAAGAGAAGAAAGAAUCAAAAGAGAAAUCACAUUUAUCCUCCUCAGAGAGUGGAGAGUUAGGAUCCAGUUUAAGUUCUGAAAGUACCUGCGGUUCUGAUUCUGAUUCUGAAUCAACUUCCAGAACAGAUCAAGAUUAUGUAGAUGGAGACCAUGACUAUAGCAAGUUUGUACAAACCAGGCCUAAAAGAAAACUCAGAAAGCAAUAUGCCAAUGGAAAAAGAAACUGGAAAACAAGAGGCACAGGAGGAAGGGGCAGAUGGGGGAGAUGGGGGAGAUGGAGUAGAGGAGGCAGAGGAAGAGGAGGCAGGGGACGAGGGGGUCGAGGUAGAGGUGGAGGUAGUACCAGAGGGAGAGGGAGAGGGAGAGGAGGAAGAGGUGCUUCUAGAGGAGCCACCAGAGCCAAACGUGCACGUAUUGCUGAUGAUGAAUUUGAUACCAUGUUUUCAGGACGUUUCAGUAGACUGCCACGAAUUAAAACAAGAAACCAAGGCAGGAGGACUGUUUUAUAUAAUGAUGAUUCUGAUAAUGACAAUUUUGUGUCCACUGAAGAUCCUCUGAAUCUUGGUACAUCCAGAUCAGGCAGAGUGCGUAAAAUGACAGAAAAAGCCAGGGUUAGCCAUCUCAUGGGAUGGAAUUAUUAACAGUUAAGAAAUUUAGAAUAAUUUAAAAAAUUCAAUGGCCUUCUACUGCAGGGAAUUUACCAGGAUAUCUACAAAGCAAGUUGUGUGGGGACUUACGCUUCCUUUCACAUUGGUGCUUUUCCAUUAUGCCAGUACACAUUUGUUUCAAGACUUUUGAUCUCCACACUUCAUUUGUUCAAACAAGCCUUAUUCAUUAGGCCUUAAAUUUUAAAAAAUUCUGUGCACACACACACAUACACACACACACACACACACACACACACCACAGACACACUACAGAUUUACUACAUUAAAGGAGCAUUCAGCUUCUUAAGAGUAGCAUGACAUUUUUAUCUCAGUAGACUAUCCCUCUUUUGCUUUUGUAUCACAGAAGUAUAGCAGCUUCUUACAGAGUUUUAUAUAGUUUGUUUUUGCCAUUUUGAUUCCUGUACCCAGUAAUAAUAACUUUUGCACAAUACACCAAUCCUAAAGGCAGCUAUUAAAUGUUUACAGUUUCUAUAUUGUAAGAACGAUCUGGAUUAUUUUACUCUUCCCAGGCCAAACUUUCAAUAAUUGUACUGAACUGAAGUAUAUAUUUAUACUACAGUUUUUUUUUGGGGGGGGUGGGGGGAUCUUGAUAUGCUUUUCAUUGAUUUGCUUAAUUCAUGUUAAAGGUGAGAAAGGGUUGGUGCCUUGUAAAUACGUAGCAAAUCUUUGUGGUGUGUUCUGAUGUGUGCAUUAACUUUAUUAAAAAAGAAUACUUGAGGUAUCAAUCUAGACAAGGUGCCAAAUGCAAAAGUUUCUUGCAUCCAUUUUCUUUUUCCUAUUAUAUUUUGUUGCAUUAAUAGAACUUGUGUAGCUUCAAGGAUACCUUAAACAUUUGAACAAUCCUCAUCCACAAAAAAAUAACUUCUUUGAAUAGUAGCUCAGCUACCUCUAUUAACUACAACUACUGGAAGCAUUAAGGAAAAUAGAUACAGUUAUUCAUUGACUAAGGAGAAAUAGAACAAGCUUGGUGAAAAUAAAUAUUCAUAAGUUAUAAGCUGAGAGGUUGUUAAUCAUAUUAGCUCUCAAAUUAAUGGUUGUAAUUAACAAACUUGUAUAAGUAUAGUAUACUCUAUAUUAGACUUUUCUUAGAACGUAUUUAUGUAAGUAGACUUGGGUGACUGCAUAUAUAUAUAUAUAUAUAUAUAUAUAUAUAUAUAUAUAUACACACCUGCUGCCACUUACUAGUUAACAGCUGUGAGACAAUGGUUUUCAUUUGAAUUUCAAAAUAUAACAAAACACCUAGUUUGAGUUGGAAUGUUUCGGCUAACUAAUAUUUUGAAUCAAUAUACAUAGGUUCUGCUCAUACCAUUCCAAAAGGUUCUUUUGUUAUAAUCUUUCAGAAAAGAACCUCAUUGCACUGCAUACUGAUAUUCUGAGUUAUUAUUUUAGAGGUGAAAAAAAAUUUUCAACCCUUAUGGUCUUGUUUACAGCAGUAGAGUGCACAUAGUUCCAUAAGUGAGCUUGAGUUCCAAGGUCAUUUUUAUUCCGUAAAUUCGAGAGUUUGCAAAUUUGUUAGAUACUUAGAUUUUUGAGGUGGAAGAGAAUAUAUUGAUCUUUUUUUUUUUUUUUGUAACAGCAGAUUUAUUGCACUUAGAACAGAUUUGUGGGAUAAAAGAAACUUUUUAAUGUACGCCUAGUAAUCCCAGGAUAUUUAAGCUAAUGUGUUUGUUUCAUGCUUUCAAUCAUUUCAUGCAUCUGAAAAAUCCUUAAGUGCAGAGGAAGGAGUACACACAUAACUUUGCUUUUUUGGUUGGGUCAGGUGGGGGUUAUUCUUGGACUAACAUCUUUAAGCAAUUUUCACUUGCAGUAGAAUUGUUCAGGCUUUAAGAAAGUAUUCUUGUGAAUUGUUAAUGGCACUAAAUUCUGUUACUGGAGAGUAGAUCAAGCUUUUUUUUUUUUUUUUUUUUUUUUUUUUAGUCAUUUUUUCACUAAACCAAAACUACUUCUGGUUGUAAAUCAACUGCCACUUUUAACCAUAGUAUAGAUUAAAAAAUAUUCAUAUUUGAAACUCUACAUUUGAUUUUUGCUAAGAUAUGUUUUUUUGUUUUGUUUUUUUUAGUUUUUCAUCUCUUGGGCAUUUAGGCUAAAUUUGUGCCUGUGUUUUCCUGGAAUCAAUAAUACUUUGGCCUACCCUAAUCAAAGUAACAGUUACUUAAAUUCAUGGAUAUACCCAAAUGAGUAUCAUGUGUAUCGUUUUAGUGUGAAACCCUUUGUUGACAUUCUUCUAUGAAGACCUGACCUCUUGAAAUGUAGAAGAAUGCCAUCUAUGUGAUUUUAGCUGUCUGAAGCUUUAUUUAUAAUUUAUUUUGAAAAAUAAAAAUGCCACAUUAAUCCCCCAAAUGUCAAGAUUUUCUAGGUUUAGAUACUUAGAAUAACAAGGCUAAAGACAUUUUAAGCAUAUUUUAUAUGUAGUGAAAUACUGUGAAAAUACUAGUGACAGCAUUUUGCUGUAAUGUUGGUUUCAGUUAUUAAGAUUUAAAGAGUUAGUCACCAGGGUGUUUUAGAUGAGCAUAGUUAUCAUUUAUUAUAAAACAAACAGAUCAUUUCUGUUUGCAUGCAAAUUAUUUUAAUAAUUGUGAAAAUAAAAGUUUGGAAAAUGUAUUUUUACUUUUAUACCUGGACUUCCCCCCAAUUUAUACUUCGCUUAUUUUGUAGCACUGCCUCCUGUGAAUGUGAUGUAAUUUAUAUCACAUUGACUAUAUUAUCGCUUUAAUUUUUUAGAGGCCCUUUAACCUAAAUAAGAUCUGGGUUCAGUCAUAGCAAAGCAAGUAGGAAAUGAGCUAAGAAGGUUGAAGAAAAGUCUAAAUCUUAAAUGCAUUGCUAAGAAAAAAAACCACUGUUAUAUUUAGGUUCAUGAGAGCAUACAGAUGUAUAAGCCUAAUCUUAUGCUAGGUAUUAGUAGUCAGCGACCUGUAAUAUUUCUCAUGAAUGCUAAUAACAUUAAUUCCCAGCUUUAAGAUCUUAGCAUGGUAUAUGUUUAUGAAAACAGAAUUGUGUGUGUUUUCUAUGACUUGCUGUGUGUAUCUCUUCCAGAUUCGGAUGCUCUCUAAAACAUUCACUAGCCUGUUAGCCUAGUGACUAAAUUUGUCCGUGUGUGUGCGCGCGCGCGCGUGCGUGUGCAUACACCCAUGUAUGUAUGUAGAUUGUGUCCAACUUGGCACACUUUAUCUCAGACAUAAAAAAUAAUAUCACUGUCUACCAAUUCUUUGCCUGUUGUAAAGCGCUUAGCAUGUGUGUGUGUGUGUGUGUGUGUGUGUGUGAAUGUGUGUGUGUACUACUUGAUCAUUCAUUUUGUUAUACCUUCUAGAUAAACAAUCUAGGUUUUGUUCUAUACACCUGUCCUAUAUUUUCUUUUAAUUUUCCCUUCUUUCAUUUGUUUCUUGUUUGUUGGUUUCCCUUACCAGAGAUCAGGCUUGUACUAGAAUUAUUCCAUAUAGCACAUUGUUUCUCCCAUAGUAAAAUUCAGAAAUCUCAUUCGUACAACUGUGUGCUCAGAUAGUUAACUCAGCUUCCCAAUAAUUUGAAAUAAAUUUGAGUGAUUAAUCUUUUUUGCUGUAUUUUUUUUUGUAAUCCUAUAGGUUGUCAUCAGACAAUAACAGUGAUUUAAAGAGAAAGAUGUGAAUGCCACUUCUCACUUUCUGAUAAAAACUUUUUUGAGCAUUUUUCAAAAUUUGUAUGUUUAUGGUAGUGAUAAAUUAAACAUCUUAUAUAAAACACAUAUAUCUUGGAAAUUAUUUUAUGCACAUUUACCAACUGGUACUUAUCUUUAAAGUUCGAAUUUUCACAUUCACCAAAAGGAGACUUAAAUCCUGUGUAAUUUUUAGUAUAUUUUGAUGUCCAGACUUUUAGUUCUGGGGAAAGAAAUGAAACUUUUGACAUUUUAAAGUUCAUUGUUUUAAAUGUUAUCCCCAUCCCCAACAUUUUUGUGGUACAUGAGGCUAUGUGAAUGUUCUGUUGAAAAUAGAAUAUUCUAAGAUCACUUUUAAGGCUUAUUUUAAAAAUUAGUAUGAAAAUAUUUUCAUGCUUCUUUGCUUUUCACCUCUUAGUGAAGUUUCUUUAACCAAAUUUUAAUUACCAAGUUUACCAAGUUCUGAUUAAAUUCUAAUACAAAUUUUAAUUUUUUUCAAUGUGCUAUAUUUUGUGGAAUGCGGAUUGCCCUCAAUUUCUUGUAGCCUUAUCCGUGAUUAUUUCCUUUUUCACCAUUCCUCUCUUGCUACUUUUAUCCUCAUUUCUCUUUCUGCAAUGAUUUUACCUAAUUUAGCACACUUCAAAAAGACUGGUAAUUUAUGAUUCAUGGUGGGAGAAGUACAGUAGAAAGGCCCUGCAGUUUAGACUUAAAGUGUGUUUGUUUAUUUAUAUGUAUACCCAUUUAUUAUUCCUAUCUUAAUUAAGUCUAGAAUAUCAGACUUUGACAUAUAAAAGCAUGACAAGUAUUUUCUAAAAAAAUAAAACUAUUGAUACAUAUUAAAGUCGCCAUUGGUAAUUGACUUUUAAGUUCACAUACAAAAAAUAUUUAGAAACCCAGUUGGGAAAUGUGUUUUUUACAUAUGUCACCAGAUACACAUUAGGCAGUACUAUAAAUGUUAGUUCUUUAAACAAUACUGUGGUGAUGGCAAUCAGUAAUUUAUUUCUUUGUCCUGUAACUUAUCAUCCUUGUCUUUUGUAAUCCUUUACAAAGUAUUAACAAAGCUGUACCUUAUGUUUGUUCUUAGUAUACAUAAGUUUUAAGAUGGAAAAUCAUUCAGUUAAUAGUUGCUGUGAUGUUGUAUGUGGGCAAAAUGUCCAUUAAACUGAAAUUCAGUAAAGAAAGGUAAACUAGCCUGGCUUGGUUUAUAAGAGAUGUUUUGUUUGGCAGUUGUAAGUCAUUAUAAGCAAUUAUCUUCAAAGACAAAAAAUACUGAACUAAUUUGUUGCCAUUCUUUAUGGGAUGUUUACAAUAAAAUUCCAAGUUGUUUGGAAUCAGUUGCAGUCUUGCUGCUUUGUGCCUUAGGUACUAGAUAUAAAUUAACAAGAAGAAAGAAAUAUGGAGUUACCUUUUCAUUAUCCAGCUUCAGAGUUUAUAACUUGUAGCUCUUGGGUCCAUUCUUGUUUCUUUGUCAUUUAGUAUUUUAUUGUUUCUAAUCUGAGGACCUAGGUACUUUCUACUAUCAAAGAAAAAUUAGUCUUUUUUUGCUUUUGUCAUUACAGAUAUUCUGGAUCACUUUUAGGUAAUAAAUAUAUUAACAUUUUUUAAAUGUAGGUUGCUUGCUGCAUUAAAGCUUGAAUCAACA
Molecule: messenger RNA, 10916 nt
Organism: Myotis daubentonii (Daubenton's bat)
Lineage: Eukaryota; Metazoa; Chordata; Mammalia; Chiroptera; Vespertilionidae
Gene: BRWD3
Product: bromodomain and WD repeat domain containing 3
Biological process (GO): regulation of cell shape; cytoskeleton organization; regulation of transcription by RNA polymerase II
Cellular component (GO): nucleus
Molecular function (GO): protein binding
Source: RefSeq, a predicted model, not a curated record